AAGUGACAUCUUGCUUACUACUUUGCAUGUGAUCACUGAUUGGCCAAUCAGUGAUCACAUGAUCGGGACCUCGUACAGAGGUCCCACCCGACGAUCGGUGUUUCACUGUGUCCGGAGGACACAGCGGGCACCGGAUCGUGGUGCUGCGCGCUCCCAGGGAGCGCGCACAAGCAGGGUACCUCGUCUAUUUGAAAAAAGAUUUCCUUGGUCUUAAAAUGGAGACGUAUGCACAUUUAUAUGGGACUUUUUUUUUUUUUUUUUCUAGCAACAA
Staurois parvus is the source of this 271-nucleotide messenger RNA. The record is from the annotation of a GenBank genome assembly. NCBI's taxonomy places the organism in Eukaryota, Metazoa, Chordata, Amphibia, Anura, Ranidae.